CUGCCGCUUCCCUCGGCGUCGCCCACCCGAGCCGACGCCAUGAACCCCGACCUGCGUAGGGAGCGGGCCGCUGCCACGUUCAACCCGGAGCUGAUCACGCACCUUCUGGACGGCAGCCCUGAGAAGACCCGGCGCCGCCGAGAGAUCGAAAACAAGAUUCUUAGUGACCCAGACUUCCAGCAUGAGAAUCACAACUUCCUCACGCGCAGUGAGCGUUAUGAGGCGGCUAUCAAGAAGAGCGCUGUCAUGGUGAAGAAGAUGAGGGAAUUUGGCAUUGCGGACCCUGAUGAAAUCAUGUGGUUUAAAAGACUACUUUUGGGCAAUUUUGUGGAACCUGUGGGCCUCAAUUACUCCAUGUUUAUUCCCACUUUGCUGAAUCAGGGCACCACUGCUCAGCAAGAGAAAUGGCUGCACCCAUCCACUGGACUUCAGAUAAUUGGCACCUAUGCCCAGACGGAAAUGGGCCACGGAACUCAUCUUCGAGGCUUGGAAACCACUGCCACAUAUGAUCCCAAAACCCAAGAAUUCAUUAUCAACAGUCCUACGGUUACCUCCAUUAAGUGGUGGCCUGGUGGGCUUGGGAAAACGUCAAAUCAUGCAAUAGUUCUUGCCCAGCUCAUUACUCAGGGGAAGUGCUAUGGGUUACAUGCCUUCAUUGUACCUAUUCGUGAAAUAGGGACCCACAAGCCCUUGCCAGGUAUUACUGUGGGAGACAUUGGUCCUAAAUUUGGCUAUGAAGAGAUGGAUAAUGGCUACCUGAAGAUGGACAACUAUCGUAUUCCCAGAGAAAACAUGCUCAUGAAAUAUGCCCAGGUGAAGCCUGAUGGCACAUAUGUGAAACCUGUGAGUAACAAGCUGACUUACGGGACCAUGGUGUUUGUGAGGUCCUUCCUUGUGGGAGCAGCAGCUCAGUCUCUCUCCAAGGCAUGCACCAUUGCCAUCCGAUACAGCGCCGUGAGGCACCAGUCUGAAAUCAAGCCAGGUGAACCAGAACCACAGGUUUUGGAUUUUCAAACACAGCAGUAUAAGCUCUUUCCAAUCCUGGCUACCGCCUACGCCUUCCAAUUUGUAGGCAGUUAUAUGAAGGAUACCUACCACCGGAUUAAUGAGAGCAUUGGCCAGGGGGACCUGAGUGAACUGCCUGAGCUGCAUGCCCUCACUGCCGGUCUUAAGGCUUUCACCACCUGGACUGCAAAUGCUGGUAUUGAAGAGUGUCGACUGGCUUGCGGUGGGCACGGCUACUCUCACUGCAGUGGUAUUCCAAACAUUUAUGUCACUUUCACACCAGCUUGUACUUUUGAAGGAGAAAACACUGUCAUGAUGCUACAGACAGCCAGGUUCCUGAUGAAAGUCUAUGACCAAGUGCAAUCAGGGAAGCUGGUGCAUGGCCUGGUGUCCUACUUGAAUGACCUGCCCAGUCAGCGCAUCCAACCACAGCAAGUGGCGGUCUGGCCAACCGUGGUGGACAUCAACAACCCUGACAGCCUGACAGAAAUAUACAAGCUUCGUGCAGCCAGGUUAAUAGACAUUGCUGCUAAAAGCCUUCAGGGUGAAAUGAGUCACAGAAAGAGCAAGGAAGUAGCAUGGAACCUCACUUCUGUUGGCCUGGUUCGAGCAACUGAUGCACAUUGCCACUAUGUAGUAGUUAAGCUCUUUGCCGAUAAACUCCUAAAAAUUCAAGAUAAAACCAUCCAAGCCGUCUUAAGGAAUUUGUUUCUCUUGUAUUCUUUGUAUGGAAUUAGUCAGAAGGCAGGAGAUUUUCUACAGGGAAACAUUAUGACAGGGUCGCAGAUUACUCAAGUAAACCAGCGUGUAUUGGAGUUGCUUGCUGUAAUCCGCCCUAAUGCUGUUGCUUUGGUGGAUGCAUUUGAUUAUAAGGAUAUAACACUUGGCUCUGUUCUUGGCCGUUAUGAUGGGAAUGUAUAUGAAAACUUGUUUGAAUGGGCCAAGAAAUCCCCACUGAACAAAACAGAGGUCCACGAAUCUUACCACAAGUACCUGAAGCCCCUGCAGUCCAAGCUCUGAAGUGCCAUAAGGCCAAGUCUAACCUGCAAGGAGUAGCCGUAUGUGGCUCCUGCUGCCUGAUGUGCAAACCUGCACGGAUGCUAGCAGAUUCAUAUAGCGCAGAGCAAAUGAUAAAUUCACCUUGUUCUCUUUUAUUAAAAAAAAAAAAAAGCAGAUUUCAUA
Messenger RNA from Cavia porcellus (domestic guinea pig), 2187 nucleotides. It is a transcript of the gene Acox1, whose product is annotated as acyl-CoA oxidase 1. Lineage: Eukaryota; Metazoa; Chordata; Mammalia; Rodentia; Caviidae. Gene Ontology annotation, biological process: lipid homeostasis; very long-chain fatty acid metabolic process; fatty acid beta-oxidation using acyl-CoA oxidase. Gene Ontology annotation, cellular component: peroxisome. Gene Ontology annotation, molecular function: FAD binding; fatty acid binding. The record is from RefSeq and is marked provisional.